Messenger RNA from Geosmithia morbida, 2271 nucleotides. RefSeq lists its product as uncharacterized. Lineage: Eukaryota; Fungi; Ascomycota; Sordariomycetes; Hypocreales; Bionectriaceae. The transcript is spliced from 4 exons. Bases 1 to 2271 code for a protein of 756 amino acids. The record is from RefSeq and is a predicted model, not a curated record.
AUGGCGCCCGGUACUAGACGCGCGGCCAACCGUGGUGGCUACGUCGAACAUGACGACUUCGAAGGUCUUCCCGUGCGCCAAUGGCGUCAGGACUGGACGUCCGUCGCGCCCCCGCCACCCCCGGAGCAGCAGCAGCAAAACGACAUAUGGGCAGUUGAACUGCUGCACGGCAUGCCUAAAGACUCGGCCUUGAUUCCGCCGCACAGCCAGGAGCUCCUCCGAGCUGCGAGAUCCGGCCGACUCUACAAGCGCCCUCCGCCUGUUGAGGAGGAGGAAGUUGACGUGGACAUCCUCGGCAACGACAGGCUGGACAAGAAGGACGAGAACGAGGUCCAAGGCUUUACCGUAAAGCUGUGGAAGCAGAUCCCUAAGAACGUUGAAGCUCCAGCACUGUCAUAUCUCGCCAAACGCCGAAAGGGCACCGUCACCAUCGCUAGCAAGACGGUGGAGGACAGGGCUUCGGGCCAGACUGUCACGCGUGCCACUGUUAGGAGGAUAGACGCUGCGGGUAAUGCCUACACGGAGGAUGUCACCCUACAGGAUGGUCAGCCUGUUGAUGGUGAAAUCAUCUCCACCAGGAUAGAGCCCGUCUCGACCGCCCAGGGUGGAGAAGCUUUCGGCGCGACCCAGUCCCAGCCCCGCCGGAGGCCGCCGCCGCCCAAGAGGAAGGCGAAGGCUGGCCCUGGUAGGGGCAGGAAGAAGGGUAGGGGCCAUUGGAACGGGCCUUCUCGGGGCAUCACUAGAGCUGUCGCUACCCCAACCGGUGUUGAUGCCCCUCACAAGCCGCAGAACGACGAUGAAGCCGGCGUCAAGAAUGAAGUCGAAGAUACUAUGGUCGAUAGCGAAAUGGCUGAUGGGGACGAGAACGAAAACGAGAAUGAAAAUGAGAACGACGAUGAUGAUGACGAGGGCGACGAUGGCUACGAAGGGGAGGGCGACGAGACGACAGAGGUCAACCAGAGAGAUACCACCCAGGUCUCUGAAAGCCUGCAGGACAAGGAGAUGGUGGAUGUUGUCUCCAUCCAGGAGCCUGUCGCUGCACCCGAACCUCAGUCUCAGGCUGAAUCUGCAGACAUCGAGAUGAAGACCAACCAGGAAUCAGUCGUCCCCGCGGAGUCGUCAUCUCUCAACACCUCCGAGAUUGCUCCUCCAGCCCCUCCGUCCCCCAAAACUGAGGGCAGUCCGCUCAAGAACGUCUCUAUUUUAUCGCCCGUGCCGCCAGUGAACUCAGACCCUACCUCUCAGACAGAGCUGAUAACUGACGCUCCCGUUGAAAAAGCGCUGGCCUCUGAAGCGCAAUCGCCAGUUGAGCCUGUUGCUGAAGAGCCAGCCGCUGCAGAAGAGCGCUCAGCCUCUACUCCCAAGGAGCCGUCCAGUGAGGUGCUGCAGACGGAUGCCCCAGCCAAGGAGCCAUCAACGGAUGCGACUCUCCUACUCCCACCUCCUGAGCAAGUGGGCAACAUUUCCUCGCCGAAAGCAUCCCCCAAAGAAACCUCGCCUUCAAAGGAAGAAAAACCUUCAGAAGCAUUGUCCGGAGAUGCUCCUCAAGAUAAGGAAGAGGCCUCAUCUGCUGUUUCUCCUGACGCGGAUCCUUCGUCUGACAAGCCCUCUGCCUCAAAUGAUGCUGAGCCGACCGAGGAAAGGGAGAAGACGCCCGAGUCGAGCGACGUAUAUGUAAAUGCUCCGUCAGCGCCGGCUGAGCCGUCUCAGCCUGAAUCUGCUCAGCCUGAGCCUAUUGGUACUGCCGACAAGCUGAAAGAAGAAGCAAAGGAACCUACUCCUCCCGAGGUGACCUCUGACAUCCAGGAGGCUCCCGAGCAGGCUGAGCCCCCCAAGGAAGAGAAACUCGAGGACUCAGCUACUGCGGAGGCUUCUUCUGUUCCUGUGGCUGAUAGUGAGCUGAAAAAACUGGAGGAGCCCAAAGAAGAAGCGCCCAAGCCUGAAGCCACCUCUGAAUCAUACUCUCCCGCCAAGGACGAGCCUGACUUGAUAGAUACUGUCAUGAGUGGACUGGACCAGGUUGCUUCCAAGGAUGAGGGAGCUAAGGACGAUGACACCUCCAAGAACGAGUCUCCCAAAGGAGAAUCCCCUAAGGAGGAAAACUUCAAAGAGGACUCUUCCAAGGAUGAGACUACCCCUGCGCCGGCGACUACUGCUGACGAGCCUUCCGCCCAAGAACAUGAGACCAAGGCGACGGAGGCUGAUGAUAAUGCAAAGAAAUCCGAAGAAGUUGCAAGCAACGGUACAGAUUCACCAGCUAUCGCUGAAUAA